Messenger RNA from Carassius gibelio (silver crucian carp), 2991 nucleotides. RefSeq lists its product as uncharacterized. The transcript has 4 exons. The record is from RefSeq and is a predicted model, not a curated record. NCBI's taxonomy places the organism in Eukaryota, Metazoa, Chordata, Actinopteri, Cypriniformes, Cyprinidae. The coding region runs from base 1644 to 2240 and encodes 198 amino acids.
UAAACUUUUACCAUCUGAGAUAUUGGAUCUGUGUUAGCUUCUUUAGCAUACAAGAUAAAUAUUGAUUGAUAAUAAAAAUAUCAUCUAGGUUAAUAAUAAAAAUAUGAGGCAGGCCAAAGUUAAACUAUUUUAUUUUCAUACAAAGAACAACAAAUUGGCAUUAUGUUAGAAGAAAAGGGAUUAAAUCUUGAGAAUGAAUACAUUUUGGUUGUUUAGGAUUGAUUCUGGUAAAACAGUGAGUCAGUGUAAGCUGUAAUAUUUUUAUGAUCGUUUUGACAAAUAUUUUGUCUUCCCUAAGGAUCUCUGAGUAACUUUAUGUAUUUAUUUAUUUAAAAAGGAUUUAGAAACCGUAUACAAUAUAGAAUAUCAGUUUGAUAAGUUAUGAAAAUGCUCACAGGAAUAUCAUAACCAGGAAAACCUGAUAAACAGUGCAAUUAUUUUUGUAUAUCUUAACACAAACUGCUCAAAGACAGAAGUCGGUUGGUGUGAGCAAUUCCGCAAUAAAGGCAUUUCCGUCUUCUACAAGAGUCUGGCAUCAGAUAUAUACAGGCUGUGGUUUUGCUUUAACUCGCACGUACUGCGCAUGCGCCGGAAAUACUAUAAAUACUAUAAUUUAGUGAGAUAAAUAACAUACAGUCAUACGACCAUACAAUAACUUUACACUCAAAAAAAUUUUUGUUUCUAUGGAUGUUUUUAAAGGUUUUUUUUUAUUGUAGGAGAUACUGUGAAGUGGUGAGUGAAGGAAAGGUAAAUCAGAAGUGAAUAUUUUACAAUAAGGUUUAAAGUUAAGGCAUAAUGCUUUGUGUAUAUGUGUUGUUUUCCCAUCAUGCAAAUAAAGAUCAGGGCAUCCUCUAAGCUAUUGCCAGAAACUACUGAAUGAGAGAAAACCUUAACUACAGAAAUGUUACAUAGACGAAAGAAUACAAUCAAGAUACUGAAAUUUGAAUCCAGAAUUAUUUAGUAUAAGGACAGAAAUAGAAUAAAAAUUUGAGAGAGAUUCUUCCUCUUCUUGGCAAAAAGAGCAGAAUGGAGAAAGAUUUUGGAUUAAUUUACUUAAAUUCUUGUUGCGUGGACAAUAAUGAUGAAUUAUUUAAAAAAUGAAUUUGAUCACAUUUUUAUUAUUUUUAUCUGACAAGAAUUUGUUUGCACUGUCCAUACCUUCUGAAAAUUAACAUUUGGGUAAAGUGCAACCACUUUCCAGAAGCUUUAUGGAAAGACAGUGUUGCCAGGUCCUCCGUUUUGUCCAGAUUUAGGCUACUUUAUACACUGUUGGAGCGGGUUAUUUUUCAUGUCCGCCGGUUGAAACGAUCCCAAUAACGAGAUAUUUCGUCCCUGGAAAACGCAUUUUACCGGGGAAACCCCGCGUAUUUUACCCAUAGGCUGUAUUAAAACAGAUUUUACCCCAGGAACCCGGUUAGUUUAGUUUGGAGAAGAAUUGUGUGUUUUGUUGGCGAAACCUGGCGACCCUCCUAAAGGGGGUGUGGCUUGAUACCAGAACUUACUUGCAUAUCUCCAGGUCAGUCAGACUUAACAGUUACCUCGGCUGCUCGGUUUUCUGCUUCUGAGUUAAUAUUGUUACAGUAGUAAAGUUAUAUAUUGUAGGUUUUCUAUAUAGUUAUACAGUGUAGCAGAACGCGAAUAAGAUGAGGUUCUUAAGCCUCCUCUUAGUGUCAGCGGUGUCAGUCGUUUUUUGUGUUGCUGAGCUGAAGUUGGAGGCAACUGCUGGAGAUAAUGUCACUAUAUCCUUCAGAACUGCUGAACUGGAAGGAGCCGAUAAAGUGAGGAUAAUUUUUACAAGAGACGAUCAGAAAAAGUUGAUUGCGCACUACUUCUGUUUCCAUCACGGAGACUGUCAUGUCGAGGAAAGAGCAGGAGUCUCACUGAGAAUUGAAGAAGGGGUCUUUACUCUUCUUAAUGUCAGCUCUGAAAGCUCAGGUCUCUAUGAAGCACAAGUGUUCAACGGAAAAGAUGUUCCUAAGAAGACUGUUACUCUUGUCGUCAAACCACAAAUAUCCUCCAGUAGAUCACCUCCACAAACCUCCACCUCACAACCUCCACAAACCUCCACCUCACAACCUCCACAAACCUCCAUCUCUGAACGCAGAAGGAUAUAUGCAUUGAUCGCUCUAGUUCUGUUCUUGGGGGUCUUGGGAGUUUUAGGAGUUUGUUUCUUCUAUAAAAACAUGAGGACUGCGCAUCUGCAAAAAACGAACGGGAAAGAAAUUGUAGUGACCGUGUAGCAGAAGAGACUGAAGCUCGUGACUUGAUUUUGAGUGUCUUUAACACAAGCGAUGUUUCACUUCCUCCUGAACUGAACCAGAAAACUAGAAAACCACAUUUAGUUUUUUGAUCUUGGAGAAUAGACAAGUCAAAAAAUUAGACUUUGUUUCAUAUCAGAAGUAAGAAAGAACCUGGCAACCCUUGCUUGAACUUUAUAAAUUACUGUCUGUUUUGUUUAUUAUUAGUGUUUUAUUUCCUUAAAUUAGAUGCAUGUCUGUUCUGAAAGCUCCUGACACCGAGAUGAAUUCCUUGUGUGUGUAAACACUUACCAAUGAAGCUCUUUCUGAUUCUGAGAGUGAGAAUGAAGCCUUCGAGGACAAACUAUCAGAUGCACUUAUUUAUUCUGCAUCAGAAGAUCCCAUAAUAUUAUCAGGGUAUGAUUUAGUUUCUGGUCAGAUUGCUGAAACUGAUGCAGACUGUAGCUUUAGAUUCACAAGUGCUUUCUAGUUUUGUGUGCAAUAUAAAUCAAAUGGCAUAUAAAAAUUAUACUAUUUAUUCACUCAAAAGUAAAAAGAUUUAUCUGUAUUCCCUUGUGCACAUAUUUAUUUUUAUAAAUGUAUUGUCAUUUUUCAGUAUCUUGUCAAUGUGGAUUUGUCAAAGUCUAUCUCUGCAUUAUAAUGUUGUCUUUGUGUGCCACAUCUUUCUUACAACUUUAACUGGUGUUUUUUCAUCUGUUUUGUUAAAUAAUAAUAAACUAAUUUAACUCUGCCA